Messenger RNA from Pseudomassariella vexata, 815 nucleotides. RefSeq lists its product as uncharacterized. The transcript has a single exon. The record is from RefSeq and is a predicted model, not a curated record. Lineage: Eukaryota; Fungi; Ascomycota; Sordariomycetes; Amphisphaeriales; Pseudomassariaceae. The coding region runs from base 364 to 579 and encodes 71 amino acids.
GUGGAAAAUGCGGAGAUCUCGCGCGAUUUCCCGGAUCUGAUAAGAUAUGAUUUGUCCGACCCCGAUCCACACCGGCAUCAUUGUGGUCGCGCCAAAACAUGGCCUCCUUGGGUCCGGGUGGCACGCCCCUUAGUCAAUUCACCAGGGAAAUUGGAAAUUCCGAUCUCGGCCGCAACUUGGAUGCGCGAGAUUUAUUUUCGUGCUCUUUAAUUCGUGGUUCUUUCCCAAAUAGGCGACAGUGGAGUUUCAGCAGCUGUCUAGAAAACCUGCACCAAAAUCAUUUCAACAUGUGAUUCUUAUAAGGAGGGGAUCUCGCGUAGCGAACUGCAGGAACUUUCUCACCCUCUCUCUAUAUCCAUAGAAAUGCCGUACAAUUCCCGGCACCUCUGCGUCGUGUCGAUGCAUCUUCUACCAGUGCCUGCCACCGAGUCCGUCCAGACUACGAUCAUGUCCGACGCCAGGGGCCUACAAUCGUGCCAUUUGCCGUCUUCAUCGAGCCCCUGUACCGAUCUGUUACAGUAUUGGGCAUACCCGCCGUCUUAUUCGGAGGUCCAGGGCACGGUUGACAUUGCGGACUGAUAAACCCUGUCCAGCUCGGAGCUUUGGAUCUUUGUCAAUUCCUUGGCCUCUUUCUCCUCAUCUCCAUUCCUCCGAACUGAAUGUGGCGCUCAUAAUUCCUUGUAUAUAGGCUAUAUUUUUUGUAGUAUUACUUUGUGCCACUCGUGUAGUAGACUCAAUAGCUUGAUGAUACAGAACGAAUACGAGACUCGUUUCUGGAGAUCCUCCUAGAGUCCACAUAGGCGCUAAUAAAUGGG